This is a messenger RNA of Daucus carota subsp. sativus, 1407 nucleotides long. RefSeq names its product DELLA protein RGL1. The transcript has a single exon. The record is from RefSeq and is a predicted model, not a curated record. NCBI's taxonomy places the organism in Eukaryota, Viridiplantae, Streptophyta, Magnoliopsida, Apiales, Apiaceae. Bases 1 to 1407 code for a protein of 468 amino acids. Gene Ontology annotation, biological process: regulation of DNA-templated transcription. Gene Ontology annotation, cellular component: nucleus. Gene Ontology annotation, molecular function: DNA-binding transcription factor activity; sequence-specific DNA binding.
AUGGAAAGGACGAGUGAAGCAUCUUCAUUAGCAUCACUGGAGCUUCUGAACACGUUCGGAUGCAGAUUGAAGCGGUUAAGAGUUGAGCAGGGAAACAACAUUUGUUAUAAUGCAGUGAGUGUUCCUAGUCGAAAGGAGUUAUCCACAGUGGAUAUUAUCAAGGUGGCAAUGGACAAGUUUCUGGGAUUGAGUUCACAGAGUUGUGGUGAUCCCUGCAUGCUUGUCCAUUCGGGGUAUUCUGGGCUUUCGAGUGAGAUUGAUGAUGAGGUGGAGCCUGUACUUUUUCUUUUAGCUUCUGCUGACAAAGUGGCUAAUGAGCAGUUUGAUCGUGCAAGAAAGUUGUUGAGCAUGUGUAGGCACUUGGCUUCUUGCACUGGUAGUCCAGUUCAAAGGCUUGUUUACUAUUUUGCUCAAGCUCUUGAAGAAAAAAUCAAUAGAAAAUUAGGAAUUGUUUCUUCAGAGGGCCGCGAUGAUUGCAAGAGAUGGUUAUUGUCUCUGGAAGAAGCAACAAUCACUCUGCAACCCCCUUUAGUUGCAUUUGGCCUAGCAGUUCCCUCCUGUCUUGUUUACAAAUCUGCAGGAAUCCAGUCCAUCUUGGAAGCCAUGGCCUCCGCAACAAGGAUUCAUUUGAUUGAUCUCGGGCUCAGAAAUGGAAUGCAUUGGCCUUUUCUCAUGCAAGCCUUAGCAGUUCGACAUGAGUGCCCUAUUGAGAGUCUGACAAUUACAGCUCUUGUAACGUCGUCAGAGGAAAUGAUCAAGGACACUGGCAAGAGGCUGUCGCAAUUUGCUUAUACCCUAGGACUGAACUUCUAUUUCAAAAUAGCACGAGUACCCGACAUAAAUGAUAUCAAGGAGGACUCUUUUGAGAUAGGAGCCGGGGAGAGAAUUGGCGUCUAUUCUUCAAUGCUUAUGAGGAAUGUUGUUGGCCAACUAGGCCAAUUUGAAACUCUAAUGAGAGUACUUAAAAACCUGCAUCCGGCUGUAAUGGUUAUGAUUGAGCUAGAAGCUGAGACAACUUCAGCAGACUUUAUGGACCGGUUCAUUGGAGGCCUAAUCCACUACAGUGCUCUGUUUGAUGCAGUUGAUCUUUGCUUAGGUGACUCCAAUCCGCAAAGAAUGCCAAUGGAAGGAUACUACUUCUGUCCAGGAAUCCGACAAAUAGUCACCUUCGACGUUGAGGAAAGAGCAGCUUGGGAUUUGAAGAUUAAGGAUUGGAGGGCCUUAUUCAAUAGCUUCAACAUUGUGGAGAAGGAGCUUAGCUCAUCAUCACUAUAUCAAGCAAGCCUUGUUAUAAAGAACUCUAGCUUUAGUAGUUUGUGCACACUUAGCAUGGAUGGGAAAAGCUUGCUUUCUGAGUGGAGAGGAACGCCACUUUUCACACUUUCUGCUUGGGAGUUCCUCCCAUGA